AAAAAAAAAAUCACAAAAGCCGGCUGCCGCCAAAACAAAACAAAAACACUGCGGGGCUCUAUCUGUGCAACGCAAAAUUCGCAGAAAAAACCAUCACACCACAUCCAGCCAUGUCUGAGGGUGAGGCAGCGCGCCCGAAGCCUCGCGUCGACAUCGAGUAUUGCAAUGUGUGCAACUCGAAACCGCAGUGCCUGGAGCUGGCCGCCCUGAUACGGGAGCAGAUCCCGGAGGCGGAGGUGGUCUGCCGCACCGGGCGGCGCGGCUCAUUCGAGGUGCAGAUCAACGACACGCUCGUCCACUCCAAGCUGGGCUCGCUUGCUUUCCCGCGCUACGAGGAGGUGGUGCAGAACGUGCGCAACGCCCGGGACGGCCUUCCCGUGGCCAAGGUGGCGGAGCAACCGAUCACGGACUGUGUGCUGCAGUAGUGCUGGGGCAAGCAAAGAGAGCCAGAGAGAUGUGAGGUGCUGU
Molecule: messenger RNA, 468 nt
Organism: Anopheles merus
Lineage: Eukaryota; Metazoa; Arthropoda; Insecta; Diptera; Culicidae
Product: migration and invasion enhancer 1
Exons: 2
Coding region: 111-425 (104 amino acids)
Source: RefSeq, a predicted model, not a curated record